AUGUUGAUCGCCGCUGUAGUAUCUUUGUUGAUCGUCGGAUCUUAUGCUCAAUCCGAUUCAAGAGGAUCGUGUGUCAAUUACCUUCCAGUCAAUUACGAUUUUUAUCAAGGUGCUGGAGCAUGGUGGGAGUACGCAGCUACCUACGAUCCUUACGGCGGUAGGCUAAGGUGCAUAAUCGAAAAUUGGCUUGCACCGGAAGGUAAUAACACUAGAGUGGUGACUACCGGAAUUUCUAAAAAAACCGGCAACGAAAUGGUAAUUGAAGGCGAUUACAGUAAAAACAGGUACACUAGGAAGCUACACGUUGUUAGCGCCGUGCCACUCGUUGGACUACAGACUAUUGACUUUUAUGAUAUGGAAGAUAUCUAUAACGAUUACAUAAUAACCACAUACUGUAUGAACCAGGGUUCGAGAAGUGUGCCAGUUGUCCUUAUUCUGACUCGCUCACCGAAUCCAAGAACAAAUGUGAUUGCAAGAGCCCAACAAGUUGCCAGAAAUCACGGUCUAUCAGUAGGCAAUUUUAUUCGCUUUGAUACCAAUUGUUAA
Messenger RNA from Cotesia congregata, 546 nucleotides. NCBI's taxonomy places the organism in Eukaryota, Metazoa, Arthropoda, Insecta, Hymenoptera, Braconidae. The record is from the annotation of a GenBank genome assembly.